Molecule: messenger RNA, 501 nt
Organism: Emiliania huxleyi CCMP1516
Lineage: Eukaryota; Haptophyta; Isochrysidales; Noelaerhabdaceae
Exons: 1
Biological process (GO): maturation of SSU-rRNA
Molecular function (GO): rRNA small subunit aminocarboxypropyltransferase activity
Source: RefSeq, a predicted model, not a curated record
UUGCGGAUGUGGGAGUUCAACCAGAAUGACUCCAAGCGCGACAGCGGCUCAAAGCUGGUGCGGCUGGGCAUGGCCAAGACGCUCAAGGUCGGGCAGAACUACGCGGGCAUCGUGCUGAGCAGCGAGGCGCAGACUGUCAUUUCGCGCGAGGACCUGGAGACAGUGCGCGUGCACGGCGUGGGCGGCGUCAACUGCUCGUGGAACCAGCUCGACAAGGUGCCGUCGCGCAAGCUCGGCCGCGCCCGGCUCCACCGGAUCCUGCCCUACAUGGUUGCGGCCAACCCGGUGAACUACGGCCGCCCCUUCAAGAUGAACACGGCCGAGGCGAUGGCCGCGAGCCUCUACAUUGUCGGCCUCCAGCAGGAUGCUCACGACCUGAUGGCGCAGUUCUCGUUUGGCGCCGAGUUCCUUCGCCUCAACCGCGCGGCUCUCGACGCGUACGCCGCCGCGCCGGACGCCGCGGGGGUGCGCGCGGCGGAGGCCAGCAUGCUAGCCGAGAAG